Molecule: messenger RNA, 4233 nt
Organism: Leptonychotes weddellii (Weddell seal)
Lineage: Eukaryota; Metazoa; Chordata; Mammalia; Carnivora; Phocidae
Source: RefSeq, a predicted model, not a curated record
AUCACAUGUCACAUGCUUGGCUCAGAGCAGGUACUCGCCAUACUUGUCCCUUCCACAGCCCCUGGACUACGAAUACAUUCAGCAAUACACCUUCACCAUAGAGGCCACAGACCCCACCAUCAACCUCCACUACCUGAGCAGCGUCUCCAUCCGAAAAACCGCCCGUGUCAUCAUCAACGUCACAGAUGUGGACGAGCCCCCCAUCUUCAAGCAGUCCUUCUACCACUUCCAGCUGCGGGAGAACCAGAAGAAACCUCUGAUUGGCUCAGUGCUGGCCACAGACCCUGACGCAGCUCGGCGGAGCAUUGGAUAUUCCAUCCGUAAGACCAGUGACAAGGGCCAGUUCUUCCGAAUAACCAAGCAAGGGAACAUUUACAAUGAGAAAGAAUUGGACAGAGAAAUCUACCCCUGGUAUAACCUGACAGUGGAGGCCAAAGAACUGGAUUCUAGUGGGUACCCCACAGGCAAAGAAUCCAUUGUGCAAGUCCACAUCGAAAUUUUGGAUGAGAAUGACAACCCUCCAGAGUUCGCCCAGCCCUAUGAGCCCAGAGUGUGUGAGAACGCUGCCCAGGGCAAGCUGGUCGUGCAAAUAUCGGCAAUAGACAAGGACAUAACGCCACGAGAUGUGAAAUUCAAAUUCUCCCUGAGCACCGAGGACAGCAACUUCACCCUCACAGAUAAUCACGAUAACACAGCCAACAUCACAGUCAAGUAUGGACAGUUUGACCGGGAGCGUGCCAAAGUCCACCACCUGCCUGUGCUCAUCUCAGACAAUGGGAGGCCGAGCCUCACAAGCACCAGCACGCUGGUCGUGACCAUUUGCAAGUGCAACGAGCAUGGCGAGUUCACCUACUGUGAGGAGAUGGCAGGCCAGGCAGGCGUCAGCAUCCAGGUCCUGGUAGCCAUCUUCCUCUGCAUCCUCACCAUCACAGUGAUCACCCUCCUCAUCUUCCUGCGGCGGCGGCUCCGGAAGCAGGCCCGCGCCCACGGCAAGAGCGUGCCCGAGAUCCAUGAGCAGCUGGUCACCUACGACGAGGAGGGCGGCGGCGAGAUGGACACCACCAGCUACGACGUGUCGGUGCUCAACUCCGUGCGGCACGGCGGCGCCAAGCCCCCGCGACCCACGCUGGAGGCGCGGCCGUCCGUCUACGCGCAGCUGCAGAAGCCGCCGCGGCACGCGCCCGCCGUAACGCACGGCGGGCCGGGGGAGAUGGCCGCCAUGAUCGAGGUGAAGAAGGACGAGGCGGACCACGACGGCGGCGGCCCGCCCUACGACACGCUGCACAUCUACGGCUACGAGGGUGCCGAGUCCAUCGCCGAGUCCCUCAGCUCCCUGGGCACCGAUUCAUCCGACUCGGACAUCGAUUACGACUUCCUCAACGACUGGGGGCCCAGGUUCAAGAUGCUGGCGGAGCUGUACCGCUCAGACCCCCAGGAGGAGCUGGUGUACUAGGGGGCCCUGGGCCUCUCGUCUGGGGACCCAAACCACUGCAGCUCAGGCCAGUCGGACACCAGGCACUGAGCCCGCAAAUUGUAGCACUGACACCCCAGCCCAGCAGCCCUUCCUCGUGGGUCCCAGAGACUUCACCACCUUGGGUAGCAAACUCCAGGUCCCUGAAAGGUCCAGGAACAUAUUUCAGUGACAGCUACCCCCCAAAUGCUGGAAGAUCCAGGCUGGGGUUCUGUCUGGGCUCGGACACCCAUAACCCUGUCCCCUGGGACCACGGGUCCCACUCAAAGCCUUUCUGUGGCUCCUCAAAGCAGCUUAUGUUCAAUUUCCAGGGGGAGAUAGUCCUUUGAAAUCCCUGAACCCCCUGGUGAGAUUGGGGAGGUCGGGGAGGUCCUGGUGCCUGUCUGCCUAGAGGCAAAGCGCUGGAUGGCAUGGCCUGUGGGGCAAAACUCUCUGUCAGCCCAGUCCCACGGGAGACUGGAACUGUCCAUCAGCCUACCCUGCUUCAACUUCCUCCACUCUCCCAAGUCCCCUACCACUCCCAGCCUCUCCCCAGUCCCGUCAAGAAGGAGGAGGGGGCCCCUUGACAGCUAUAGAAGGUGGGUCCUGAAAUGACCUCGCUGGCCUGCCAUGCCCAUAACUACUGUACUAAGCACUGAAAAUUCAACCAAAGUCAGGAAAAUGGCUUGUUGAAUUUUGAAGCAACUGUGAAUCCAUCCUGGAGGGACAGUGGAGACCAAGUGUGACAGAUCACUUGGUGAGGGCAACCUCCACACCCACACCCUUUGGAGAGAGCCUGGAGUAGCUGUGACCCCCCAUUUUGAGACUCAUCGACAACCCCUCCAGUUUUGCCUGGGAAGUGGAGCAGAUGUUCCCAGAACAGAAGACCUCUCCCCUAUAUGCCUUGCCUGGUCACUCACUCAUGCUCUUUCUCUCUUUCGAUCUACUCCUUAUCUCUUGACUUCAAGGCCCUCAAAAUCUGACCCUCAGCAACUCUGGCCAAAGUCCAAACCCAAACAUGACUGCACUACAGAACUGUGCCAUUUGCCUUUAGGCACCUCGUUGUUGCCACAUCUCAGGAAACCCCUGCAGGGCCCCCACACCCUGCAAAAAGCAAGGCCCCUGCCCUGUCCACGCCCUGUGGUUAUCUGUGCAUCUCCCACUUUCAGCCAAAUAUGGAACAUUACAUUGCAAACAUGUCCUGGGGAAGUGGCAUCACUCAACAAGAGGGGGCAGGACAGGAGGGAAACUCUCCAACUCACCCUUGGUCAUGGACUGAGGUUCCCCUCUGAACAAGGGCCCUCACACUUCAGGAGAUUGUAAAUAACACUGACUUUUUUUUUUUAACCAAUAUCUAGUUUUUGUAAUUUUUUUCUUUACUAAUAAAACUUACAUAUUUCUAGCUCUCACAAACAUAUAGAAUAAGGGUUUUUGCAUAAUAAGCGGGUUGCUAUUUAGGUUAACAACUUUAAUUUGGGUUUUUUAGUUGGAUGAACAAAUUCCUGUAACCUUCUUUUUCCUAUCAUUGUAGUAAUUACUCUAGUGAUAAUGACUAUAUAUAGGCCACACUGGUGCAUGGGAUGUACUGUAUUUUUUUUUAUACCUAAAUAAAGAAAAAUCUUGAAAUUCUUUUCUUUCUAGAGCUGAGAAAGCUCAUGUGAGACACAUACACAUCACCACCACCACCAUCAUCAUCAAAGGAACCCUGGACACAAGGGGACAUUUGCAAUUAGGAUUUCAGAGACACUCACUCUGCAUUGAAGCACAGAAUAACACUGGACACCUAGUCCAGCCCUCUUUCUUCCCAGUGCUCAAUGCCUUCACUCAGCCUCUGUACAUGCCUCCUAAUCCCACCUCCACCCUACACAACAGGCAGGGCCUCUGGAAGCUGGGGCUGACACACCAUUUGCAUUUGGCAAAUGGACCAGGGCGGGUGAGAUUCAUCAGCAGUGAGGGAGGAAAUCAAUUUCUAAUGAGCUGGUUGACAGGAGGGAACAGCUAGCACUGUAUUGGGGUGUGUGGACCCAACAUUGGAGUCUUGCCUGGAAAACCUCACAAUCAAAAUGAGAAGAGGAAACCUCCAUGUCAGGUCUUGAAUUGGGGAGGUAUCGGUUGAAGUUUACUUCAACAAGGCCCCUGCUCCUUGACCCCUACCAGCAGGGUUUCCUGGGGACUGUCCUCCAAGGAUGAUAUUUUGUAAAGAUCUCAGGGGUCAAUUUGUCUUAAUUCCAAUUUUGCUCUAACUUCCUUUGUGAUUUCCUUUUUGAUCCAUUGGUUAUUUGGAAUGCAUUAUUUAAUUUUCACAUAUUUGUGAAUUUUUCAAAUUUCCUGCUGUUAAUGAUUCCUACUUUCUUUCCCUUAUGGUUAGAGAACAUAAUUUUUAUGAUUUCAAUCCUUAUAAAUUUAUUUCUGACUUGUUUUACACCUUAACAUAUGUUUUAUCGUGGAGAAUAUUCUAUGUGCAUUUGAGAGGAAUGUGUAUUCUGCUGUUAGUAGUGGAGUAUUUUAUAGCUGUCUGUUAGAUAUAGCCAGUUUGUAGUGUUGUUCAACUCUUUUAUUCUCUCACUUAUCUGUCUAGUUACUCUCUAUCCAUUAUUGAAAGUGGGGUGCUGAAAUCUCCAACUAUUAUAGUUGAAUUGUCUAUUUCUCCCUUCAAUUCUGUCAGUUUUUGCUUCAUGUAUUUUGAGUCUCUGUUGUUAGGGGCAUAUAGGUUUAUAAUUGUUACCCUGAAGGAUUGACCCUUUAGCAUUAUAAAAUGUACUUUUGUAUCUGGUAACAAUUUU